AUGGCUGCAGAGGAUUUAAACACCGUGUUCUCACACCAACAGUCAAACCUGGUGCAACUUGCUGAGCUCUCAGAUGAUUUGUUCAGCUCCUUGGGUGAGAAGGUGUUUAGGCCGCUGGACAAGCUGCCUCAGCUGAACACGCCCACCAUCUUGCUGGUGAGCACUGAGGAAGCUCUUCUGCAGCAACUGGUGGACAAAAUGCUCCGGGAGGAUUGCGCCUCCCAACUGCUGGUCCACUUGGCAAAGUCCCUCCCUCUGCCCUCCAACGUGACUCGGCCCCGAAUUGACCUGAUUGUGUUCGCGGUGAGUCUCCACAGCAAGCACAGCCUACAGAACGUCCAGGAGUCCCUACGCCAGGUAGACACCAGCUUCUUCCUGGGGAGGGUGUGCUUCCUGGCCAUAGGCGCUGGACAGGAGAAUCACUGCAGUGUCCACCACCAGACCAUCCUGAAGCUGGCCCGCACCUACCAAAGCCCCCUGCUCUUCACAGACCUGAAGACGGAAGGCUUUCUAGUGGCCAUGGCGCAGCCCCUGGUAAGGAUGCUUCAGAUCUGUGCUGGCCACACGCCUGGCGUCUCGACCCUGAGCCUGCUGCCCUUGCAGAGCUCCGAGAGCCCCUUCCUGAAGGACCUGUGA
Molecule: messenger RNA, 636 nt
Organism: Chrysochloris asiatica (Cape golden mole)
Lineage: Eukaryota; Metazoa; Chordata; Mammalia; Afrosoricida; Chrysochloridae
Product: centromere protein M-like
Exons: 3
Coding region: 1-636 (211 amino acids)
Source: RefSeq, a predicted model, not a curated record